This is a messenger RNA of Acanthoscelides obtectus, 378 nucleotides long. The record is from the annotation of a GenBank genome assembly. NCBI's taxonomy places the organism in Eukaryota, Metazoa, Arthropoda, Insecta, Coleoptera, Chrysomelidae.
AUGGAUCAAGCAGGCAUUAACUCCAACAUUAUUUUCCAAAUUGUUAAGCGUGAUAGACAAAAAAGUGUUCGUCGAAAAUACCUAUUUGAACUUGGACUACAACUGGUCAGGCCUCAUAUGGAAAGACGUUUGACAAAACCAAUACCUCGAAAAUUGAAAGAAUCAAUAAUGAAUAUUCUAGAUAUGAAAACAGAAGAAAAAGUUGAUCCACCUCCAGCAAAAUUGCUAAAACAGACUCGCUGCAUUUUAUGUCCAAGAACAAAUGACCAAAAAACAAAAACUGCCUGUGCGAAAUGUUUCAAGGCUGUUUGCAGCAUUUGGAGGGCCAUCGAGCUGGUGUCCUGGGCACAGGUUCCAUGUGACCAUAGGGUGGAUUGA